Hippopotamus amphibius kiboko is the source of this 523-nucleotide messenger RNA. RefSeq names its product ribosomal protein lateral stalk subunit P1 (gene RPLP1). NCBI's taxonomy places the organism in Eukaryota, Metazoa, Chordata, Mammalia, Artiodactyla, Hippopotamidae. Gene Ontology annotation, molecular function: ribonucleoprotein complex binding; structural constituent of ribosome; protein kinase activator activity. Gene Ontology annotation, cellular component: cytosolic large ribosomal subunit; ribosome. Gene Ontology annotation, biological process: translational elongation; cytoplasmic translation. The record is from RefSeq and is a predicted model, not a curated record. The transcript has 4 exons. Bases 139 to 483 code for a protein of 114 amino acids.
CGCGGGGCUCUCUUUCCUCAGCUGCCGCUAAGGUGCUCGGUCCUUCCGAGGAAGCUAAGGCCGCGUUGGGGUGAGGCCCUCACUUCAUCCGGCGACUAGCACCGCGUCCGGCAGUCCCGCCUAGCUCUCGUCCGCGCCAUGGCCUCCGUCUCGGAGCUCGCCUGCAUCUACUCGGCCCUCAUCCUGCACGACGAUGAGGUGACGGUCACGGAGGAUAAGAUCAAUGCCCUCAUUAAAGCAGCUGGCGUAAAUGUUGAACCUUUCUGGCCAGGCUUGUUUGCAAAGGCUUUGGCCAAUGUUAACAUCGGGAGUCUCAUCUGCAAUGUAGGGGCUGGUGGACCUGCCCCAGCAGCUGGUGCUGUACCAGCAGGAGGUCCUGCCCCCUCCACCACUGCUGCCCCAGCUGAGGAGAAGAAGGUAGAAGCAAAGAAAGAAGAAUCUGAAGAGUCUGAUGAUGACAUGGGCUUUGGUCUUUUUGACUAAACCUCUUUAGUAACACGUUCAAUAAAAAACUGAGCUCUUU